Molecule: messenger RNA, 2007 nt
Organism: Hyaloperonospora brassicae
Lineage: Eukaryota; Oomycota; Peronosporomycetes; Peronosporales; Peronosporaceae
Source: the annotation of a GenBank genome assembly
AUGUCGACAAGACUGCUUUGGCAUUCAAGUGCAGUGCUACUUGCAGCAUGUCUGACUGCCACCUCUUCGGCGCUCGACUUUAUGGAUGCAAGUGAUCCAGUGCAGAGUACAGGUCCGGUAGCUCCUGAAAGUGAGACGCAAGAUGCGGACGAAGCUUCUGGCGCAAAUGGCUUUGAACACCUCAACUCACAUGUGCAGUGGGCACCGCCCUCGUCGAACUAUGGACCCCCGGACCCGUCUAACGGCAACGCAGGAGGAUGGCCUCCGACCACGUCAAUGGACACCCCAUCCGUACAUUCAGCGGACAAAGGCCAGUCAGCUGGACACGAAGGGCAGCAGCAAUGGCCGCAGCAUCCUCCGAUGUGGGUCCAGGGAAGUGACGACAGCAACGGUCAAGGCUGGACGCAGCCGAGUUCACAUGGUGGUAGUCAAGGGUGGAUGCCUGGUGGGGGCUACGAGCACAAAGGCUGGAUGCCUCCGACCGGUCAAGGUGAUGGCAAUGGAGACCAAGGUUGGAUUCAGCCAACGGGAUCAGGUGCGUCCUCGACGCAGCCGAACACUGGAACGAUGACAAGUGGUGAGUCGAGCGGACGUGAGGACGGGCCCCCGAGCACGGAAGACAUGGACACCACCGCCAGCUUAAGUGAUGAAAUGACCGUGGACAACGACGUCAGCCUCGAGUGUAGUGGCUCCGAUGAGGACGUUAGCCAAGACAGUGACUUGGGCCUCGAGUGUAGUGGCUCCGAUGAGGACGUUAGCCAGGACAGUGACUUGGGCCUCGAGUGUAGUGGCGCCGAUGAGGACGUUAGCCAGGACAGUGACUUGGGCCUUGAGUGUAGUGGCUCCGACGAGAAAGAGACGACGGCGUCGACUUCAGCUGCAGACUUAUCGGAUACUACGCCGACGGUUUCCAGAGACAAAGACUUUCCGGGCUGGUCGCGGCCGCCUGAAGAAGCUGCAUCCGCACCAUCUCUGGCGUCUUCGUCACACUCAGAUGCAUUGACCACGGCUACUGGAACGAACGGACAGAGCGGCAGUCAGACGACCUCGCCAGACUCAUCGUCGGACGACGAGUUCUCCUCGGACACGACGCAGCCCGAGUUACCCUCAGAGUCUGCUCCGUCAACAGCCUCGUCCGCUGACACUGUGCCAUCGGUAGCACCGAAAGACUCAGAAGACCCACCGACGUCCACUGGCAAAGGCGAACACGCGACUUUCGGGACGGUGACUUCGAAGCCCGGGGAAUGUGUCAUCGGCGAUCCGAAGGAAUACGUGACAGCCAAAGAUGUGGACUGGGUCUUUGAGAAUCGCAUGGGCGUCAAUCAAACGGGCAAUCAAAACUGGAUCUUCGACCACGUCGUCAAGAACAAAGGCUCACUCAACUACUGUCUCCGCUGGGAUGGUACGCAGAAACUUUCCAAGACGAUGGCACUGAAGUUUAAGCCCAUGCUACAACGUCAGUAUGCAGCUUGGAACCGUUGGCUUAUCGGGUAUGGCUGCUGGCCAUACGACGAGAUCGAGAUCAAUAUGGUCGGCUUUGCUGUCAAGGACGCGUCGUUGCUAGACUGGACGGACGACUCACUUGGGAAAAUUUACGAAGGCGAUUUGGAUGCAGAAGGAGUUGCGCAGUGUCCACACGCCUGCUACCGGUUCUUUGACAAUGCGCCGAAGACUUGGUCGGACACGAGUGGAUGCCAAGGCGAACCCUUCGACUUGUCUUUGUGGCCAAAAGAAGGUCUAGAGGGCGGCUUGGGCUACGAUUGGGGCCAAGAAGUCAAUAUGGACAACAUGCUGCAGACCAUUGACGACGAAGAGCUCACGAUUGUUUCGCAUGAGAUCGGUCACGGCCAUGGCCUGCCAGACUUCUACGAGCCAUCGGACCAACCGAAUGCUGACUGGCCUAAGUGCAUCAUGAUGGCUGGUAGCUCCAUGACCGUCACAGAUGGCGAUGGCUGGAUGCUACGUCGCGCUUACGAAAGCAUCAGGUCGCGCUACGAUUUCAAGUAA